CCAGGGGCGCCACGUGGUGGAGAGGUCGUGGGGCUCAGUGUGUCCCUUGCAGCAGGUCCCACUCCGGUCCCCGCCCGGGUUCCCCAGCCAGUACGGCUGACACGUGUCCUCCUCCUCUUGUCGCUCGGACCUCCGCUUAUCUGCGGCGAUGGGGAAACAUGCCGAGCCUGCUGGCGCGGAGAUGGGCGGACGACAGGGGGGAAAAGGCACGUGCGCUCGUCGGCGGAGCACGGGGGAAAGGAGCCGUGAAUCGCCGAGAACAGCAGGGGGGGUUCCCGAUCGCGACGGGGGGAACCGACCCGCGCUUCUCUCAUCUGGCCAUCCUUCAUCCGAAGAUUAGCUGCUCCAUGCCUCUCUCCAUGCCGCACGUCCACGUGGCCGCCACGUGGACGCACGAUGCUGACGUGGACGAUCGGAUGUCGUCGAGCCGUCGCACGACGACUCCGACAAGCAUCCGCUUCGUCGGUCGGGAUAUCACGCAAUGCCGGCGGCGGCGGCGAAAGGCGGGGACAAGGGCGCACGGAGUCGGGACGGAAAGCGCCGCGACUUGGGGGAAAGGCGAUCGGACGACGACGUGUGCGACAAAGUGCGCGGCUGUGCGCCGCACUGCUACCCCGCGGUCGGAGAAGCGCGCCGGUGAGCGACGGCGGCUGCGCGUACUUGCUAGUUCCACAAGCACCGAGUCUGAGCGCAAUGCGCGCACCGAUCCCGACGGAGCAGCCGUGCGGAAAGGCAAUCUUGCGGCCAAUCAUGUACCCUCGACGAGCUCAAUGGCGAACAGCAGUGGCGAAACUUCAGGCGAAGCUUCAGAUGAUCAAAUGAAGAGUCCUGACAUCCGGACACUAUGGUAUCGCUUCAUCCACGUGGCAGCACCUUAUUGGAGCUCAGAAGACAAAACGCAGGCUCGAUUACGCGUUGCAGCUGUGUUUUUAAUGACCCUUGCAACCACUGGCAUUAGUGUGGCUUUCAAUUUUCUCGGUCGGGACUUCUACAAUGCGUUGUCAAGUAAGGACCAGGAACAGUUCACCAAGCAGCUGCUGUAUUACCUGGGAGCAUUUGUCGUUGGGAUACCGGUUUUUGUAAUCAGGGACUAUCUACGUGAAACGCUGGCGCUGAGGUGGCGUGCUUGGAUGACCAAGGAGUACAUCGGCCGAUACUUCGGUGAUCGGACGUUCUACAAUAUACAGUCUGCUUCGUUGAUCGACAAUCCGGAUCAGCGCAUCGUUGACGACAUUGCUAGCUUUACCGUCACGUCACUCGCAUUCGCUUUGGCGAUUUUCAACGCAUGCAUCGAUCUUAUCUCAUUCAGUGGGAUUCUGUAUGGAAUAUAUCCGCCUCUCUUUGGUGUACUAAUUGUGUACUCGCUAGGUGGUACCGCCCUCAGCGUUGCCCUGGGAAAGGAACUGCUGAUCUCGUCGAGGAAUUUGGACUUCUUCACCAGCGGGUACAAGUAUCUGAUCCAGCUUCUGCCGGCGGCUGUUGUGGCGCCGCUUUACUUCUCCGGAAAGAUAGAGUUUGGAGUUAUCAGCCAAUCAUUCUCUGCUUUCAAUCACGUCCUCUCUGACUUUUCGAUCAUCGUGUUUCAAUUCCAAGCGAUCAGUUCAUUCUCUGCCGUCGUUGAUCGACUGGGGGAGUUUACCGAUUUAUUGGAAGAGAGUGAUAAGCAGCGAGCGAAACGUGAAGGAGAAGGAGAAGGAGAAGGAGAAGAAGAAGUUCCGGGUGCGGUGGACGGCCAGGUUGACGUCGUUCAGCGAUCCACCAUCAACCUGAUCGAUUCGCCGUACCAAGGCCGCCACCAAGUGUUGGCCGCUUCUGUCGCCGCAUCCCCGCCUUCGGAGAUGGCAUCUGUGAUGAGAUAUGCUGCUGCUGCUGCUGCUGAUGAUGAUGAUGAGGGUGUGAAUUCGCGACAAGAAUCGUCGCAAUACGGCACGGGUUCAAAUUCUUCAGAAGAUUUGUCGUUGAGGCCUGGAAGAAUCUUCCGAGAGUCUGCUGCUGCACCGUCUUCACAGGAUGCGGCUGUGCUGCUCGAAAUCGAAGACCUUACACUUUUCACCCCUCAGUACACGAAUCGACUGAUUCUGAACUUGUCCUUAACCAUAAGGGAAGGAGAGCACUUGCUGGUGCUGAGUUCGAACUGCACAUGAAGCCGAUGAGUAAAAUAAUAAAAAUACG
This is a messenger RNA of Chara braunii, 2172 nucleotides long. Lineage: Eukaryota; Viridiplantae; Streptophyta; Charophyceae; Charales; Characeae. The record is from the annotation of a GenBank genome assembly.